GUGGCCGCUGCCGUUUGUCCCGGCGGGAGCGGCGGGAGGGAAGCGGCGGGAGCGGCGGCCGCGCUCGGCAGGCACCGGCGGGACUGGAAAGACUCAGCUGUUGUUACCACAAGAACUCCUGAAACAUGGUGGAUUAUUAUGAAGUUCUGGGAGUGCAGAAGCAUGCCUCAGCAGAGGAUAUCAAAAAAGCGUACCGUAAGUUGGCACUGAAAUGGCACCCUGAUAAAAACCCAGACAAUAAGGAUGAGGCAGAACGGCAGUUUAAGCAAGUAGCUGAGGCCUAUGAAGUCUUGUCAGAUGCUAAAAAACGUGACAUCUAUGACAGAUAUGGAAAAGAAGGCCUAAUAAAUGGAGGUGGAGGUGGAAAUCAUCAUGAUAGUCCAUUUGAUUUUGGAUUUACAUUCCGCAACCCAGAUGAUGUCUUCAGGGAGUUUUUUGGUGGAAGGGACCCCUUUUCAUUUGACUUCUUUGAAGACCCUUUUGAGGACUUCUUCGGUGGCAGGCGGGGUCAGAGGGGAAACAGAAGCAGAGGUGGUGGUGGAUCAUUUUUCUCUGCCUUUGGUGGAUUCCCUGCUUUUGGAAGUGCUUUCUCUCCAUUUGACACAGGUUUUACUUCGUUUGGCUCCCUGGGACAUGGAGGCCUUACUUCAUCAUUCUCCUCUACGUCAUUUGGUGGCAGUGGAAUGGGAAACUUCAAAUCAGUAUCAACCUCAACUAAAAUAGUUAAUGGCAGAAAAAUUACUACAAAGAGGAUUGUUGAGAAUGGACAUGAGAGAGUAGAAGUUGAAGAAGAUGGCCAGUUAAGGUCGCUAACAAUAAAUGGGGAGGCAGAUGAAGAGGCCUUUGCCGAGGAGUGCAGACGGAGAGGACAACACGCGCUGCCCUCCCAGCCCAGCAACCUGCGCCUGCUGAAGCCCCACAAGCCUGGCAGCUCGCCCCGCUUCGCACAUUACAGUAGUGAUGAGCUGGAAGAGCAGGACAAGAGCCGCGUUAUGAGCAGCUUCGAGACCCCUAUUUAUUUAUCAGGAUACAAAGAAGGCAGCAAGAGGAGGAAGCAGAAGCAGAGAGAGGAACUGAAGAAGAAGAAGUCAACCAAAGCGAGUUACUAAAAUGGACUUCUCUGCUAUGCCAAUACCUUUAAAAUAAUGACAACAACUUCAUGUACCUUCGAGCACACCUCUUUUUUGUGUAUAUUUUUUGAUUGUUCACUGCUACCAAGGAAGUGACUCAUGUUUAAAACUGUACUAAAAUUGCACUAUGUUAUUCCUUUUAGUUUCACGGAGUGGCUUUCUUGCCCGUUCAGGUUGGGGAAUUCAGACGAGGCAGGUCGUGGUUAGACUGUGUCAUGUUGGAAGAUUGGAAAGAGUUACAGAAUUUCUUACCUCUUCCUUCCCUUGGACUAAGGCAACUCUAGUCUAGUGUUUGUUAUUUGUCUUGUAGGAUAUAAAAGGCAAAUACCUGCUUGUUUGGUCACUGGCAUCAAAUCAGGCCUGUUGAAAGAAGAGUCCUGUUCACUCAUGUUGUUGGGAGUGGGACUGAGACAUGAGCUCUUAUAGGGUAAUUUAUGUAAGAUUAAUAAGUGACUUUUAUGGUUGGGUUUUUGGGUUUUUUCCCCCAGGCUGGGCAGUUCUGUCCCUAAUAAAAUGUUCCCUCAUAUUAAAUUG
This is a messenger RNA of Melospiza georgiana, 1664 nucleotides long. RefSeq names its product DnaJ heat shock protein family (Hsp40) member B6 (gene DNAJB6). Gene Ontology annotation, biological process: protein refolding; positive regulation of proteasomal ubiquitin-dependent protein catabolic process. Lineage: Eukaryota; Metazoa; Chordata; Aves; Passeriformes; Passerellidae. Gene Ontology annotation, cellular component: cytosol; endoplasmic reticulum membrane. Gene Ontology annotation, molecular function: ATPase activator activity; Hsp70 protein binding. The transcript has 10 exons. Bases 126 to 1109 code for a protein of 327 amino acids. The record is from RefSeq and is a predicted model, not a curated record.